CUCCCUCCUCCCCGUCCUCCCCUGCUCCUCCCUUCUCCAAAUCGCUGCUGCACGGCACCGGUGUGCGGUGCCGCACGGGCUGGCCGGCUGCCCCGAAACGGCCAACGCCGGGAGAGCCACCGUGCCCGGCCUGGCCAGGGAGAUGCCGCUGGAGGACGGGGACCCGGUGAGGCAGAGGGGACAGCGGGUCAGUGAAGCUGGAGACCCCCCGCUCCGAGGCGCAGCGGUGCCCGAUGGCAGCAGGAUGGAGGUGAUGGCAGAGGACUGGGAGCCGGGGCCGGCGCUGGGUGAGAGCGAUGUGACAUCCAGGGGGGGCCCGCAGCGAGCGGGGCGGCACGAGGAAGCCCUGAUGGCCGAGCUCUCGGAGCUGGUGCAGAAGGUGGUGAAGAGCAGCAGCUGGUGGGAACGGCACGGUGUGGAUGUCAGCAUCCUCGUCUGCAGCUUCCUCCUGCUCCCAGCAGGGUUCCUGUGCCUGCGGUCAGCCCAGGCCAUCCCUUUCCUGGCGGGUGUCCUCACCCUUGGCGUGGUGCAUCACACCUUGACGGUGAAAGGCAGCCACCUGGCCAGUCACAACGCCUUGACAGAGUCCAAGUCCUGGGGCAAAGUGUGGGCCAUCUUCUUCAUCGAGCUCUGCUCAGCUUUUACAGCUGAGCAAGCCACUUACAAUCAUGUGAAGAUCCACCAUGGCUACACCAACGUCAUCGGCUUGGGGGACUCCAGCACCUGGAAGCUUCCUUUCCUGAACCGCUACGUCUAUAUGUUCAUUGCGCCUCUUGCGGUGCCCAUCAUAACCCCUCUGGUUGCACUUGAUUUGUUGAGGAACGUAGAGUGGAAAACAGCUCUCCGGACCCUCUGCUUCAUGUUUCUGGGUCUUUACUGCCAUUACUGGCUGCUGCUCCACGUCUCGGGCUUCCAGUCACCAUGGUCUGCCCUGCUCUGCAUGCUGCUCACCCGCUCCCUCCUGGCCCAUCCCUACAUCCACGUCAACAUAUUCCAGCACAUCGGCCUCCCCAUGUUCGCGGCUGAUCGGAAACCCAAGCGGAUUCACCUCAUGAGCCUGGGUGUCCUCAACCUGCCCCGCAACGCCCUACUCGACUGGUCCUUUGGCCACUCGCUCAUCAGCUGCCAUGUGGAGCAUCACCUCUUCCCCAGCCUCUCCGACAACAUGUGCCUCAAGAUCAAACCAGUCGUCUCCCAGUACCUGAAGCAGAAGAAAUUGCCAUACAAUGAAGACACCUACGUCUCCAGGCUCCGGCUCUUCCUGCAGCGAUACGAGGAGCUGAUGGUCCAUGCUCCCCCCAUAACGGAACUAGUCGGCAUCCAGUGAGGAUGGGGCCCCAGGACAUGGGGGGCUGUUUCCCACGAGGCACAUCAGGGAUGGUUUUAGCAGGAUCAGGGCUACACAGACAAAUGCUUCCAUAAAGCCAUCGUGUAGGAAACAUCUCUCCCCAAUGUCUUGCUUUUGGCUAGAUAACGAUGCACGGAGCCAUUGCAGGAGGAGAGCUGGGUGGUGCAACGCCAGGGACAGAAAAAGCAGGGGGUCUCCCCCAGUUAUUCACAGCCAGGGCUUAGUUUUAUCCACUCCGCUUUCAUGCUUGGGGAGAGAAAACCCCGGUUUGCUGGCUGGGGCCUCCCUGCAGCAGGACCUGGGGGAUGCAGCUGGGAAUGUGACACCGUGUCCGGAGCUUCUGGAGUUGGUUUCUGGCUGAGAGCCACCAAGAUCUGCAGGAAGGGGCUGCAAAUGUGUGGUCGGGGGCUCAGGGAAAGGGUGGACGGUGCGGAGGGGGUUGUGUCACUGCUGCCUGCGCUUUGCCUGACUUCGGGGUAAAUCAGUCCCUUCUAGGAACAAUGAUUUGGCAAAUUCAGCCUUAA
Molecule: messenger RNA, 1872 nt
Organism: Tyto alba (common barn owl)
Lineage: Eukaryota; Metazoa; Chordata; Aves; Strigiformes; Tytonidae
Gene: FADS6
Product: fatty acid desaturase 6
Exons: 7
Coding region: 143-1327 (394 amino acids)
Biological process (GO): lipid metabolic process
Cellular component (GO): membrane
Molecular function (GO): oxidoreductase activity, acting on paired donors, with oxidation of a pair of donors resulting in the reduction of molecular oxygen to two molecules of water
Source: RefSeq, a predicted model, not a curated record